UAUGACUAGGCUGUCACAAAUUUGCCAGGCACAAUAAUAUACUUAUCUAAACUGAAACAUUGGUUUUAAAGCUUAAAAAAAAAUUCGAUUUAUAAUGGAGGCUGUUGAUCGAGUAAAUAAUCAACCAAAUCGUAUAAAUAAAGAAAUGGCUGCGAAUGGGGCUGCCGAGAAUCCUAAUCAAGGUAAGGUGACUUCAAAGGGUGCAGCAGACUUGUUCAACGCAAAAGUCAAUCAGCAGCAGAAGAAAAGUGGCCAAGAUGCCAAAGGGAUCCAGUUGUCUGGAAGUGUCCGUCGUCGUCGCAGGAAUUCGCAUCUGGAUCCCUAUGUGUGCAAUGAGUGCCACCAGUAUGUGCGUGGUGGUGUAGUCACCAUCUGUGGCCAUUUGUUUUGCUGGACUUGCCUGUGGCCCAAAUUAAGUGGUACUCCAAUGCCGAGCUGUCCACUCUGUCUACGCCAUUUGGUCAUGCACGAGGACAUCCUGCCCUUCCACGGAGAGGGACCCCAUGCCCAUCAGAGGGACGGUAAUGUCCCGGCCCAGCCUGGCUCAGUGCCUCGUCCAACGGGAAUGUACCUCUGCUGCGACUCGGAGUACCCCAGCUGGUUCACGGUCAACGAUCCCGAACAUGGGUCGGCAUCGAUUUUAUGUGAAGAGAGCAGCAUAGAGAAAGAUCUCUACUGCGUCCUUAGACUUCUGCCAAUGUUGUACCACAAGAUCGGAGCUCAGAUUGGUUUUCUCAGAUGGUUCCAGUUGGGAUGUGUGUUGACCAUAUUUCUGCUAUGGUUCGCAAUGUCUCUGAUCUAAGACCGAACUUGUGUGAUUUAACUUUAUUUUUAUUGCAAUUUAAUUAUUUGUUAAUUGGAGGUGAGCGCUUUUUGGUCAAUAUCUUGUGAGGUUGGACAAACCGUAAUAAAUUUCUGCUUGUGCUAAAA
Drosophila yakuba is the source of this 930-nucleotide messenger RNA. RefSeq lists its product as uncharacterized. Gene Ontology annotation, cellular component: endoplasmic reticulum. Gene Ontology annotation, biological process: ubiquitin-dependent protein catabolic process. The transcript has 2 exons. The record is from RefSeq and is a predicted model, not a curated record. NCBI's taxonomy places the organism in Eukaryota, Metazoa, Arthropoda, Insecta, Diptera, Drosophilidae. The coding region runs from base 95 to 802 and encodes 235 amino acids. Gene Ontology annotation, molecular function: ubiquitin-like protein conjugating enzyme binding; ubiquitin protein ligase activity.